Molecule: messenger RNA, 696 nt
Organism: Aspergillus candidus
Lineage: Eukaryota; Fungi; Ascomycota; Eurotiomycetes; Eurotiales; Aspergillaceae
Exons: 1
Coding region: 105-503 (132 amino acids)
Source: RefSeq, a predicted model, not a curated record
GGAAAUAUUACCAUGAUAGUACCCCCCGAACCGUAAGACCACCGUGACUUCCCAAUCCAACAAUAGCCUUGGGAAUCAGACUAAUAUGCAUACUCCUCAGCGAAAUGGCUGUUGCUCGUGGAGCGGCGGCUUGCGGGCUCCGAGGGCACGUUGCUCCAGAGUCCACAUGCCAGCGACACAUCGGUCUGGAACGACCCCACCCUGCAAGAGCCAGACUGGGAAGCAUGGGACCAUUGGACCCGGAAGUAUGCUGGAUGAUUAGAAAGGUAACAGGUCCCACCUGCAGUUGUGAUCAAUUGGGGAAGCCUAUGCAGCUUCAUACUAACGGGGGUGGUGUUAUGCCAUUGCAGGGCGAACGGUUUUCGACCGAUGUCUAUGUCACUUCAAUCAUCCAACUGCCCUACCAGCCAACGUGGCCGCCUACCACGACACUUCGUAUAUACGAUUGUGAUCUUGAUGCAGCACCAGAUCAAGCAAGUUGCCCAGGUAUGUAUGAUGCAUGAUGCUCUCUGUCAAUCUCACACGUCCGCUGACCGAUCAUGCUUUCAUCCAGGGGUCCGUUGUGUGGGCCAACUCGUCUGCAACUUCGGCGACGUAGACCUCAGCAAGCUUGUAUUCGAGGCCGUUGGAGGACAGGGACUAUAUCAUCUCCAGAUCCGAGUCCAUGCAGCGCUGACUAUGACCGAUGGGGCUGUG